CACUAGCUACGGGACAUUGUUUUUGUGUGUCAUUAUUGCAGGGGAAAAUAUUGAGAGAAGAUUAAACAUUUGCACGAAGUUACAGGUUUAUUAAAAAAUCAUAUAUACUCAAAUAUUAAACAGCAAACAUGAGCGACAUACAAACCUUAAUGGACAUGGGUUUCCCCAGAGAUCGAGUUGAAUAUGCAUUGAAAGUAACUAGCCACAAGGGCGUCGAAAUGGCCAUGGAAUGGCUGUUGGCCCAUGGUGACGAAGAGAUACCCGCUGCGGCGGCAAGCGAUGCAGCUCCUGCUGCAGCCGCAGCUUCCGGCGAAGACACAGCGCCCAGCAGCAGCGGUGCUGCCGACGGCGGAGCCGUAGCCAAAUCUCUGAAAUGCGAUGACUGUGGCAAGGUGCUCAAGGAUCAGACUGAGGUAGAAUACCAUGCGGCCAAGACAGGUCACAGCAACUUUUCCGAAUCCACCGAGGAGAAGAAGGCGCUCACCGAGGAAGAGAAGAAGGCACAGUUAGCUCUGAUCGAGGAGAAGCUUAAGCAGAAGCGCGUGGAGCGAGAGGAGCGCGAGAAGGCUGAUGCAUUGGAGCGUGAACGUAAUCGUAUACGCUCUGGCAAAGACAUGACAGAGGCACGCCGUCGCAUGGAGGAAAUCGAGAUGAAGAAAAUCGUGGAUCAGCGCAAGCGCGAAAAGGAGGAGGAGAAGGCGGCACGCGAUCGUGUUCGUGCUCAGAUCGAAGCGGACAAAGCGGCACGCAAAGCCAGGGAAGCACAUAACAGUCCCGCUGCUCAGUUGUCGGACGCCGUACCCUCUGUCAGCUCCACUACGACAGCCACUACGCCCACUGGCGUCAAGUCUCCACCGCGCGAGUACACGGAGACACGCAUCCAGGUGCGAUUGCAGGAUGGCUCCACACUGGCUUCCGAAUUCAAUGUGAAGGAGCCGCUGUCCGCUGUGCGUGUGUUCAUCCAGGUGAAGACUGGCAUUGAGACUCCAUUCGCACUGAUGACAACAUUUCCGCGCAAGAUCUUUGCCGACGAGGACUAUGAGAAGCCGCUCGAGGUGCUGGGCCUUGUGCCCUCCGCUGUGAUCAUCAUGACAAAGCCGCCUGCGUAAAUGCUCUCACAAASAACCACAACAA
Molecule: messenger RNA, 1134 nt
Organism: Drosophila arizonae
Lineage: Eukaryota; Metazoa; Arthropoda; Insecta; Diptera; Drosophilidae
Product: UBX domain-containing protein 1
Biological process (GO): negative regulation of protein K48-linked deubiquitination; negative regulation of proteasomal ubiquitin-dependent protein catabolic process; negative regulation of protein ubiquitination
Cellular component (GO): cytoplasm; nucleus
Molecular function (GO): K48-linked polyubiquitin modification-dependent protein binding
Source: RefSeq, a predicted model, not a curated record